Sycon ciliatum is the source of this 1383-nucleotide messenger RNA. RefSeq names its product protein fem-1 homolog C-like. Lineage: Eukaryota; Metazoa; Porifera; Calcarea; Leucosolenida; Sycettidae. The record is from RefSeq and is a predicted model, not a curated record. The transcript has a single exon. Bases 13 to 1368 code for a protein of 451 amino acids. Gene Ontology annotation, molecular function: protein binding.
GUGUGUGUGUGUAUGUGUGCAUGUGUGCAUGUGAACAUUCGCAAUCGCUUCGGCAGCGGUCCACUGCACCUGGCAGCCUAUCGUGGCUAUCCGAACAUCGUCAAGUUCCUGCUGGAUCGCGGUGCCAAUCCCAACGUCCAGACGAGCACGGACCGAGAGGUUCCUCUCCACCAUGCUGCACUCAUGGGACACGCCGACGUGGCCAAGCUACUCGUCGAGGCCGGUGCCGACACGGCCAUGCAGUCUUUCUAUGACGUCACGCCGCUGAUAUGUGCGUCGGCUGCUGGAGAGCACUCAGUGGUUGAUGCCUUGCUGCAAUCCACCACGCCACCGGUCAGCCUGAAAGAGCAUGCCACGGCUAUGCUGCUCCUCGGUGCUGCUUAUGUUGAUCGGCACCAGAACCGAGCCAAAGCCGAGCAGAUCUGGUCGCAGGCUAUGACGAUAGAAGGUGGCAUGACCUUUGCACACGGCCAGCUGCCAAAGUACCGCAUCUACGACGACAUCCAGUUCCCGGAGUCGCGUGCCAAGCUCAAACACACGCUGGCAGAUGACUGGCAAGGGUUCAACCUGGCGUCCGCAAUACGGGAGCAUGUUCUGGGCCCUAGCAGUCAGGACACGAUACACUACCUGCGUUGCCGUGGCGCCAUGGAGGCGGACGCACGCCGUUACGUUAAGGCCAUGAAGCUCUGGCUGCACUGUCUGCGCCUGGAGAUGGACAGCGGGAAGAAAGGAACAACGCCGGGGGUGACAUCCACGUUGACGGCAUGUACAGAACUUCUGGUGGAGCAGAUACGCAACGAAGGUGAUGCCGACGUGAAGGCACUGUUCGAGGUUGUCUGGAGCAAUCUCCACCGCCACCCCCUCGGCGGUAUCGAGUGUGGGAAAACAGUGCGGAUCCUUCUCACGGUGCUCUACGUCUGGGACAAGCUAUCGUCCACCAUGCCGCACCACUUCGUGGCCUGUCGCGAGGCCGCCCAGCGUUUCGUCUACCAGCGUUUCGUCCUGCACAAAGGCUACAACAACUACACGCCGCUGCACUUGGUCUGCGACAAGAAGACCUUCGUCAGCGGCGCAAAGUCGCGCAAGAACUUCUGCCAGUUUCCUAGUCCGCCAUUACUCAAGCUGCUGCUGGAGUCGGGCGCCGAUCAGAUAAUCGAAGAGCGUGACAGUCGCGGAAACACCCCACUUCAUACGGCGGCGGCUAGCGGGAACGUGGGCUGUGUCCGCGAGAUGCUCUUCUAUCUGACUGCGAAGCAGGCAACGCUGACGAAUCAUUCCGGAGUGACUGCGGCCAGCAUCAGCUCCCAUAACACACCCAGUGAUAAGAUCCACAUGGUUAUUAAUGAGUUUGUGUCGCGAUGCAAGUAGCAGCAUGCUCGCAGU